AUAAUUCCCACAGCUAAGAAAGAAUUGAAGAAGAAGAAAAAUUAGGAGAAGAAAGAAUCAAGCAAGGUGGAUAUGGAGAAGAGUACUGAAAAGGGUAAUGGUGUCAGUGGUGGAGCUGCUGCUUCUAGGUCUCCAAUGGCUUUGAUGGGGUCGUCGAGAUAUGAAAAUGAAGAGCUAGAUACCGGCAUGCGAACUGCCGAGACCAUGCUGCGUUUGGUCCCGAUGGCUUUAUGUGUUGCUGCACUUGUUGUCAUGCUCAAGAAUUCUCAGUCCAAUGAGUUUGGUUCUGUUUCCUACUCAGAUCUUGGAGCUUUCAGGUAUCUGGUGCAUGCAAAUGGCAUAUGUGCAGGCUAUUCCUUUCUUUCUGCUAUCAUUGCGGCCAUGCCUCGUCCCUCCACAAUGCCUCGAGCUUGGACCCUCUUCCUCCUAGAUCAGAUUCUAACAUACAUAAUUUUGGCUGCGGGUGCUGUGUCAACGGAGGUGCUCUACCUGACAAACAAAGGAGAUGCAGCUGUCACCUGGAGUGCAGCUUGUGGGACGUUUGCCAGUUUCUGUCAUAAAGCCACAACAUCAAUAAUCAUCACAUUCGUUGUAGUAGCUUGCUAUGCGGCGCUGUCACUAAUCUCUUCCUACAGGCUUUUCAGCAAGUAUGAUGCACCUGUGAACUAGCCCAGCAAGAGUUUUGAGACGACGGUCUUCAACGGGUAAUAUUACUGUUUAAUUUCAAUGUCAAAUUCUGAUUGUAAUAAUUAAGAACAGCUUUGCCUAUAGAGGUGCUUUCUUUCGUGCCCUUUAUGUAAUCGGACUGCUUACCUCAACCCCAUGUAUGUUGUAUCAUUUGUUGUGUGUGACGCCAACAAUGACAGACUGAUACCAUUGAAGUUUCAGACACUUACACGUGAAAAAGUCCCGGAUUUGAUUUAUUUUAUUUUAUUUAUUACAUUUCAA
Messenger RNA from Theobroma umbraticum, 948 nucleotides. Its product is annotated as CASP-like protein F16. Lineage: Eukaryota; Viridiplantae; Streptophyta; Magnoliopsida; Malvales; Malvaceae. The record is from RefSeq and is a predicted model, not a curated record.